Bombina bombina (fire-bellied toad) is the source of this 1446-nucleotide messenger RNA. RefSeq names its product tryptophan hydroxylase 1 (gene TPH1). Lineage: Eukaryota; Metazoa; Chordata; Amphibia; Anura; Bombinatoridae. Bases 1 to 1446 code for a protein of 481 amino acids. Gene Ontology annotation, cellular component: neuron projection. The transcript is spliced from 11 exons. Gene Ontology annotation, molecular function: iron ion binding; tryptophan 5-monooxygenase activity. Gene Ontology annotation, biological process: serotonin biosynthetic process; aromatic amino acid metabolic process. The record is from RefSeq and is a predicted model, not a curated record.
AUGUACUCCAGCAGAGCUGAUAGACCCAGAAGAGUGAAGUCAUUUGACUCUGUGAAUACAAAUAUUGAUGAGAAUCAGCUCAAUAAUGAGUUUAUUAAAGCAAGUUAUAUGAAGACGGAAGACAAUAAAGAAAAUAAUGAUAGUCUGUCAGAAAAAAACAGAGCUUCUGUCAUUUUUUCAUUAAAAGAUGAAGUCGGUGGGCUUGUGAAGGCGUUAAAACUCUUUCAGGAGAAACAUGUAAAUCUAAUUCACAUUGAAUCUCGAAAGUCGAAGAGGAGGAAUUCGGAGUUUGAGAUAUUUCUGGAUUGUGACAUUGAUGGAGAACAGCUAAACGAGAUCUUCCAGUUGUUGAAACCGCAUGUCAAUUUGAUAACCAUGAAUCCACCAGACAAUUUCAGUGUAGAAGAAGACGAUAUGGAAAGUGUCACAUGGUUCCCGACAAAAAUCUCAGAACUGGAUAAAUGUGCCAACCGCGUCCUUAUGUAUGGCUCUGAUCUGGAUGCUGAUCACCCUGGCUUUAAAGACAAUGUUUAUCGUAAGCGGAGGAAACAUUUUGCAGAUAUUGCUAUGAACUACAGAUAUGGAGAUCCAAUUCCUCGCAUUGAAUUCACAGAAGAAGAAAUAAAGACCUGGGGAACUGUGUUCCGAGAGCUUAACAAGUUAUACCCAACACACGCGUGUAAGGAGUAUAUGAAGAACCUGCCACUUCUGUCCAAAUACUGUGGUUGCAGAGAGGACAACAUCCCGCAGCUAGAAGAUGUAUCGCGCUUUCUCAAAGAGCGAUCAGGAUUUACAAUCCGUCCUGUUGCUGGAUAUUUGUCCCCUAGAGACUUCCUUGCAGGAUUGGCAUUCCGGGUUUUCCACUGCACUCAGUAUGUCAGACACAGCUCCGAUCCACUUUACACUCCGGAACCGGACACCUGUCAUGAACUUUUAGGUCAUGUUCCUCUCUUAGCGGAACCCAGUUUUGCGCAGUUUUCUCAGGAGAUUGGACUUGCGUCACUUGGGGCAUCUGAUGAAGCUGUUCAGAAACUUGCUACAUGCUACUUCUUUACAGUGGAGUUUGGUUUGUGCAAGCAAGAGGGGAAAUUGAAGGUCUAUGGAGCGGGUCUUCUGUCUUCUAUCAGUGAGCUCAAACACGCACUUUCUGGCAACUGCGCAGUGAAGCCUUUUGAUCCCAUGGUGACCUGCAAACAAGAGUGCAUUAUUACUAGUUUUCAAGAGGUCUACUUUGUCUCUGAAACCUUUGAAGAAGCCAAGGAAAAGAUGAGGGAAUUUGCAAAAACCAUCAAGCGUCCCUUUGGACUGAAAUAUAACCCAUACACACAAAGUGUGCAAGUCCUGAAGGACACCAAGAGUAUCACCAAUGUGGUGAGCGACCUACGCCAUGAACUAGACAUUGUUAGUGACGCACUCAGCAAGAUGAACAAGCAGCUGGGUGUUUAA